Schistosoma rodhaini is the source of this 1360-nucleotide messenger RNA. The record is from the annotation of a GenBank genome assembly. NCBI's taxonomy places the organism in Eukaryota, Metazoa, Platyhelminthes, Trematoda, Strigeidida, Schistosomatidae.
AUGAUGAAAGCCUGGCAAUUGGUCGAUAUUAAUGGUGAAGUGAUCAACGAAGAAGAUAUUUCAAGUGUGGGUUCUGAUUGGUCAUUCAUGCAAUUCGAUCGGGAUGAUGGAUAUCCAAGUCGCCCACAUUCGAUAGCUGGUCGACGAUCAGAUACUGAAGUUGAGCAUGAAUCUCGUUCACCUUCUGCGAACAGUGAUUAUAACUGUUAUAGCUCUCAUUGUAGUCUAGACAGAUAUAAUGAGCCUCCCGUAAGAUCGAAAAAUACUAACAAAUCAAAAAACAAACAUUUGUCAGGGAGUAUUCCUGGAAAUACACCAAUUCCUAUAACAUCAAAAACCGAAGUAUUAAAAUCUCAUCCACGUAAUGGAUUACGACCUGGUCAUAUACAUCAGUCCUCCGCUAGAAAUUCCAAUGGAACACGUCAAAUGUUGGCACGUUGGAAUGCUUGUCAUAAACAAAAUAAUCAUACAAACCUAUGCGUUGAUUCUCAACGUUCCAAAUGUUUACGCCGUGGUCCAUUAAUUAAUCACGGUUUUCAACGUCGUCAAGUUCGUAUGGGCAACGGUGGUCAUAUACCUCAUCAAAGAAGUUAAUAAAAAAUCAAGAAAUUAAUUGAUUUUUGUGAUAUUUUGCUCCUACAACAUUGUAAUAGCGGAUAUUUGGUGUUCAGUUUGUUUGUCACAUUGAUAUUAGUGGCAAUAAGAACUUACAUGUGAUUCUUUUAAAUUACUUAGUGUCUUAGUGUUAUACAUAAGAAAAAAUAAACACAAAAAUAUGCACUCAGUCAACAGCUAUAUUCUAUAUUAAAUUUUAGUUAUAUUACUCAUUUUUUGUGUGUUCUAUCUGGGUUUUUUUUAUCCGGAAUAUUCAUAGUUUCCUUCUGCAGAUAUACUAGUCACAUUCUAAUGACUGCUACAUUUAAACUUACUCCCCACAUGUAACCCCUAAAAGCUACAUAUUUAUAUUUGGCUUACAGACAUGGGUUAUGAAAAUGACUUCUCUCAGUUAUAAUAUUUAUGAUAUUUUGUCCUAUUGGUUUUUUCCCCAUUAUUUGUUUAUAUUUGUGUGUUAGUUUAUUAUAUUACCAUAUUUGAUGUAAUUGUAAUAUGUUUACUGGUUAGUAGUAUAUUUUUAAUAAUUUGUUCGAAUUGCUUUCUAAUACAUAUAUAUAUUUAUUCUAUGGAUUUUCAUAUUUCCAUUUGUAUCUAUAUGCAGUUGGAAUAUAUGGUAAUUAGUCUCUUUUAUUUUCAUGUGUUCUUGCUGUAUCCACUGAUGUUUGUUUAAUUUAGUACUCUUCUGUUGUUGUUUUUUUUACUGUCUUCACUUUUAAGACAGUUUGCUCAAAUUAUACAAUAUUUA